AUGCUGACUUCUUCGACAUCAUCAAGUGAUAAUCUUGAGCAGUUAUUGUAUCGAAUACGAACCGAUAGUUCAUUUCAAGUAGCUUCUCUAUCUAUAAGGCAGGUCCAGUUAUUGGAAACAAUGGUUGGUAACUAUUUGUGUGGAGUUUUGAGUCGACACUCUAAUGGUAGUAUAAGUAUAUGUUGUAAUAGUGUCACUUGUGAAAAGCAUUCUUAUCGACAAAAAUUAAAGGUUCACCGAAGAUUACCCCUUGAAAUCAUCCAUCUUCAAUUGCGGGAUACUUUUGAUGCUAACAUCUUAAAAAGUUUACAACGUUAUGUUAAGCUUCGAGACAUGAGCCUUCUGUCGAAUGCUACCGUAUGCUACCCAUUAUCUUCCGAAGUUCUCGACAUUCAUGAGGAAGGAGUCCAGCUUCUCCGCCAUUGUCUUCCUAGUCAAACUUCACAAUCGCGUGCUAAUGUCCCUUUAGGCGAAUCCGACUUGAAUGCUGCUUCUUUUGCCAAAUCUGACUUACUGGAUGAGUAUGGAUUGUUGCUUAAUAUUCGGCGUUCAGGUGCAAAGCGACUGGUUCGACCUAUAAAAAAGGAUUAUGCACACAAGUUAUCUCGCUCAGCAGGUGAGACGCCGGCCGAGGUUGUUUCCUACCUAAACUUAAAGUUGCAGCCGUACUAUGCCAAUGAUUUCUUAAGAAGAAGAGAAUUGGAACAACGGUUCGGAUUCCAAAACACCAUGAAUAGGUUUAAUUAA
Meyerozyma guilliermondii ATCC 6260 is the source of this 747-nucleotide messenger RNA. RefSeq lists its product as uncharacterized. NCBI's taxonomy places the organism in Eukaryota, Fungi, Ascomycota, Pichiomycetes, Serinales, Debaryomycetaceae. The transcript has a single exon. The record is from RefSeq and is a predicted model, not a curated record. The coding region runs from base 1 to 747 and encodes 248 amino acids.